Molecule: messenger RNA, 1671 nt
Organism: Cantharellus anzutake
Lineage: Eukaryota; Fungi; Basidiomycota; Agaricomycetes; Cantharellales; Hydnaceae
Exons: 1
Coding region: 373-1581 (402 amino acids)
Source: RefSeq, a predicted model, not a curated record
UGCUCCUGUUCUGGCUGCCACUCCUGGAAUCUGGCUACACUGGAAGCCUUUUUCUGCUCCUAUUGCUUUCAGAUCGCUAUCUUGAUACACAGCCCGGGCUGUCUCCCCGAAACCCUCUUGGGUGAAAUUCAAAUGCGUCUCCUAUCUCUGUUUAUGGAGCUGUUUCUCUCCUGACGCUUUUCCUUUGUGCCCUUUGUCAAUUCACGAGUGGCGAGACUCGGCUCUAACUCAGUGGCAGAAAAUCGCCAGUGAUUCGACUAUAAAUGCACUCUCUCUGGUGCUGCAAGAUUCACCUGGCCAGGACUGCCCUCAUUUGUGGAUCUUCCCCACAUCCCUCACUCAUUUUGCCCGGUGCAGCCUUCGGUUGGCGUGAUGCUCUCCUUGACUGUUGACCACUUCUUCACUCUCAUUCUGCCUCGGCGCCCCAGUGCCUCUACAAUGCCACUACCGCCCACUCCUACCAAGAAAGCUAGUAAUGGGAUUGGCUUCAGGAAGCGUCGACGCACAAACCACGAUUCUGCUGGGUCGUCUGACGAUGCCGACCGAGAGUUCAAAAAGCGCGUGAAGGCCGACGAGAACUCUCAACCAGCCCAAGUACUAUCAACUUAUCCAUAUUCCCAUCGCCCUCCACUGCAUGUCAAUCCUUCUACGACAUUUUCAUUAACCCCGUCUGUCACGACUUCGACCACUGUGCCAAUCUCGUGCUCAAACGAUGUGUUAAGGUCCUGUGAUACGAUAAAGCCGACCAUAACGAAAAAGUAUUUUGCGCCAAAAAAUCGCAGCGAUCUCAUUAUCUGGGGCCAAGGCAACGAAAUGAUCGAGUUUUACGUUGACUCCCAAACCAUCUUCACGGCUUCCCCUGUUUUGCAGCUUCAGACGGUUCAUUAUGGGUUCCUACGCGAAGACCUCGGGGUCAAGCGUGCCAUUCUCUCGCUCGACGAGACGUCUGGGGCCAUCGAUUCUUUAUUACGGCUCAUCUAUCCACGGGUCAAGAAGCCCCGUGUGGAGUCAUCAGAGCGCCUCAGCGACCUCCUCGACUUGUGCCAGCGAUACGCUGUAGCUCAGGCCAUCCAUUACCUUUGCUCGACAGCUCUUCGAGAUCUCGUCAGAGAAUACCCCCUUCGCGCAUACGGCAUAGCCUGUCGUUUCAACCUCAAAUCGGAAAUCCCCUCCAUUUCGCGUGAAAUCUUACGCGCAGACUUAUCCAAGACGGAUCUUGGCUAUGAUCUCGCGUACUGUACCCCUGAUCAAGUCAAGAGGAUCCUUAAAUUCCACGAACGUCGCGCCGGGGAAGCCAUUAAGCUCGUCGCCGAGGUGUCGGCAGAGGGUCUUACAUGCGGCGGGGAGUAUUGUGAAGAUGGAGUGGCGGAGUGGUGGUUGGAGGUAGUUAAGGGUAGCAGACAUCUGUUGCAGAAGAAGCCUAUUACCGAGGAGCUGUUUUCACCCGAGUUCCUUGCGGGAUGCUGUCGGAGAGCAGCGAUCAGAUGCUCGCAGUGUCCAUUUACUUUUUUGUCGUCUCGUUCACAACAUAAGCUAGCUAUCGUUAAGGAUCAAAUUGAUUCGCUCCCUUGUAGAUUGUAGUUCUUGUGCUCUUCAUUCUCCAUCUUUCUUGUAGCUUUACUCGCCAUACUUACACUCAUUCAGACUCAUUCAGACUCAGUCAAUAACAAC